AGUCUUAAGCGAAACCACAGAAACUGAAGUCAUACAUUAAUUAUUGCUAUAACUUUGAUAAAGUAAAGAUGAAAAUCAUUUUCGUUCUUGUGGUGUUUGUUGCUGCUGUUGUUGCAUCGACUUCAGCUUUGCGUUGUUAUGACUGUUCCUUUCCGAGGGAUUCAAAAUGUGAAGAAUUGAAGGAUGCUCAAGAAUUGACAAAAGAAUGUCCAGAACCUUCAACAUUCGAAAAAGGCUUAGGAAUUAAAAGUGCGUGCUUGAAGACUAUUGAAAAUGGUUCUUGUACGAAGGAUAGUAAACUGGUUCUGAAUGCUUGUGCAUCCCCUAAAGAGAGUUUUGAACACUGCUCGAUUUGUUAUUCUGACUUGUGCAAUAACUAAUCUGAGAUUUCUGAUGAGAGUUUUUUUCCUUUUAUUUUUUCUUGUGAUUUUAACAUACAACAGUUAAUUUAAUGUUGAAACAAAAUUACAGUGAAUCAUGUCAUUGCAACUCAUACGAAUCCAACAACUUUUAAUUGUUUUUGUCUGUUGAUUAGCAGUCGUCGUGACUAAGAUCACAGAUGAGUAAUUCAUAAUUUUGUUGUUUUUAACAUAAAUGUAAAGAAUUUUGAUUGUCAACAUCAACUUUUUGCGUACUUCAAAAUAUUGAGCCAUUAAAUCAUUUCGGAAUGAAAUGUUUUUUCUAAAAAUUAUAUUUUACUAUUAAUGUUAAAACAAAAAUAAAACGAAAACAAAUAAAAAGUCAAUAAAAAUCUUCCACUCGUUUGCAAGGAAAUAUCGACUAAAGUC
This is a messenger RNA of Clunio marinus, 788 nucleotides long. Lineage: Eukaryota; Metazoa; Arthropoda; Insecta; Diptera; Chironomidae. The record is from the annotation of a GenBank genome assembly.